Aphis gossypii (cotton aphid) is the source of this 4552-nucleotide messenger RNA. RefSeq lists its product as uncharacterized. NCBI's taxonomy places the organism in Eukaryota, Metazoa, Arthropoda, Insecta, Hemiptera, Aphididae. Bases 286 to 1893 code for a protein of 535 amino acids. Gene Ontology annotation, cellular component: membrane. Gene Ontology annotation, molecular function: potassium ion leak channel activity. The record is from RefSeq and is a predicted model, not a curated record. The transcript is spliced from 6 exons. Gene Ontology annotation, biological process: stabilization of membrane potential; potassium ion transmembrane transport.
GUCGGACUUUUAGUUUUCAGUAGUCUCGUGGCCGUAUCGCCGGUGCGGUGUGCGUGCGUGUCUGAUCGUCGGCGUGUUCCGUGUCUCGCUACGAGUUUUCGGCGCUCGUUUUCCGAUCAUUUUUUUAUUUUUCGUCGCGCCCCGUUUUCCGAAAACGCCCGUCCGUCCGUUCCUUCUCGCUUCGGGACCCCCACGCUAAAGUGCUCUCCGCCGCGCGUGCCGACAGUUUUUUGUUUUCGCGGCCGUCGUCUGCACAGAUCGCCGCCACCGACACGCACCUCCCCGAUGCCGGCGCACGCGGUUCCGGCGGCACCUCAGUCGCUGCCGCUGUUGCUGCCGCCGCCGCCGCCCGUCCAAUACGCGCCCGCGGAACCGCGGUUCCGGCGGUGCGUCCGCAAGUUCUUCGCGCACCUGUUCAGCAACUUGGGCCUGUUCGGACUGGUGGCCGGUUACGUGAUCGUCGGCGCGUUCGUGUUCCGCUUCCUGGAGGCCGGCAACGAGCGGCAACAGCGCGACCGCAUCGGCCGGCUCAAGAACGACUGCCUGGGCGAGCUCUGGAACAUCACAGUGAGAAUGCACGUGUUACACGAAUUAAAUUGGACGAAAUUAGUAUACGAACCGCUGCACAAGUUCGAGACACAGAUCAUAUCAACGAAAAACAUACAAGGAUACGACAGCAAAAACACGGAACAGUGGUCAUUAACAGGCGCAUUAUUAUACUCGGUCACAGUUAUCACAACGAUCGGCUACGGUAAUUUGGCACCAAAAACACCAGAAGGCAAAAUCGUAACUAUGGUCUACGCAUUAUUCGGCGUGCCGCUAAUGUUGUUGUGCAUAUCAAAUCUGGGGUCCCUGUUGGCCGGCACUUUCCAGUUCGCAUACUCCCACUCGUGCUGUUUCUCCAAGAGAAAAUCGGGAAAUCGACGAGAUAAGUCAUCGAAAAAAUCUUCGUCAACAGUAGGUACGGGGUCAGUGCAACACACUCCACCAUCCCCACAACAGUAUAACACAAGCCACAACCAAAGGGCAGAACUGUCGCCGAAAUCACGAAAACAACAAAUAGGUGGCAACGGAGGAAAACCGGUGUACCGUUUGACGUCCGAAGCCAAACAUGUUCUGUGUGAAUGCGCCGAAUAUCAACUGGCCAACUCACCAACACACGACCACGUGGCAGCACACAUCCUCAGACAACUGGGCGAUCGUCCGAACUUGCCAACAACGGCAGCGAAACACGAAGAAUACGCGUACGACGACGGUGUCGGCGAUGACGACAACAGCGAGGACUGUUACCAGUGCCAAAUGUACAGUGGAGCGCACGGGACGCCCAGCCGACUGCCACUGCUUAGCGGCAACAACCGUCAACAGCAGCGGCGGCGCGGCGGCGGGGACAAGGACCGGCGGCACAACGCCGCGGCCACCGCCUCGGAACACUAUCGCCGCGAGAUGGCCGCCGCAGCCGCCGCCGCCGCGGCCGCAGCGGUGGCCGCGACCAACAGCAAGCGGCCGAACAAACGGCGGAACGGCGCCCCGCCCGGAGUGCCGGUGGCCCUGGUGCUGCUCGUGUUGGCCGGUUACAUCUGCCUGGGCGCGGCCGUGUUCGCCGCCUGGGAGGGCUGGACGUUCAUCGACGGCGCGUACUUCUGCUUCGUCACGCUGUCCACGAUCGGGUUCGGCGACCUGGUGCCGGGCAAGUCGUUCCAGGGCACCGACACGCAGAACGGUCAGCUGCAGCUGGUCGCGUGCUGCGGUUACCUGCUGUUCGGCCUGGUCCUGAUCGCCAUGUCGUUCUCGCUCGUCCAGGAGGAGGUGGUGUCCAAGUGCCGGCACGCCGCCCGCUACGUGGGCCUACUCAAACAGCCGCCCCGGCCCGGCACGCAGCCGUACGCCCUGUAAAAUGGCUGGCUACAGCACGGCCGGACCUGCACGCGCCCGCAGCCCGCAUCGUCCUAAGCCCGCGCCCGUAUAUCGACCUUUACUGCAUUUGAAAACAAAAACCGAUCAGAACGUUUGAAAAAAUGUCCAAAACAUCGUUGUGGUGAGCGCUUUACCCGUAAAGCAUCCGAACCGAAAGUGUCCACGUCACAAUAUUUUACACCCGACGAGUACAGAACGAUAUCCCUUACUGCUUUCGAACGAUUGCGUCAAACGAAACCAAUAAGUAUAUAAAAUAAAUAGCCUUUUUUCCGUAUAGCACCGUUCGUGCCGACUCGUGUUGGACGUCCAAAAUUUGAAUUUUCCGUGACACUUUCCGAUUUUUCUCAUUGGGGAGUGUGUGCGUAAAAAAUGAUAUAAACACACUAUCGAACGCGUUAAACGACAAUAUAAUAUUAUAUUAAAACGCGAUGUACAUUUGCACCUUCAAACCGUACCCGAGACAAAAUCUCACUCGAUCGAUCGUUAUACCGUAUACCAUACCCAUAAUAAUAUUAUAAUAUACUAUUAUUAUUAAUGCUAAUUUUAUCAUUUAAAAACCCGCGACGUUAGCUCGACGGACGAGUCCGUACACCUUGAACUCUCCUACAUAAUAAUAUACAUACGUACGGUACGUACGACGGUCAUAUAAAAAUACCACAGACGAAUAUAAGUUCCUACACGAUAUAGCAGGUAAAAAUUAUCCCCAAGUAUGCAUAUGGAAGUUCCUAGAGGGCAAAAAAUAUUUAUACAACGUAAUAGUUCCUACGCGAAAAAAAUGCAUAAGUUAAUUUUUAGAAAUUUUUCCUUUUUCACUGUACAUCAUAUUAUAAGAAAUUACGUUCAUGUGUAAUGUUGGCAGUGUUACUUCGAUUAGUAAUCAGUGAGUACUGAAUUCAACCAGUGGAUUUCCAUUUAUCUAAUCAUAGUUGAGUAAAUAGUAAUCGUGUUAUAUCGCUGCGUAGGGAAUUAUACACGUCAGUGUAUUUUUGUUCGUGUAGUAACUUACAUGUAACCUAAUAUGUUUCGAGUGAGAACUUACCAAGCCCCAAAAAUACAAUCCCAACGACAACCGAUUUUUUUCUUACCUUUUUUUUUACUCGUUUUCUCUAUCGCCGUGUUUGUGGAUAUGUGUGCAAUCUAUCAAUCUUUUAAACGCGCACAUACGGGUGGUAUCUAGCUGCAGUUGAGUAUGCCCGAAACGAACACACCUGUUGGCAUGGGGCUUAAUCUGAAUGCGUAUAGGUUUUUGAAUCAUCUCCAUAUCAUUAGUACAUUAUAUUAUAACCUACUCGAACAUAGUUUCCGAACGCCGUUGUUGCAAUUCAGCUAUUUGUUUAAAAGUUUUGACAAACGAAAUCACUUAAACGUCGUAAUACCUAUUAUUUAUAUAAUUACAAUAAUACCAUAUUGUUUUGACACGCCAUGCAGAUAACUGGAAAAUGUUAGUCCAACUCAAAUAGAAUAUUAAUACUAUUUCGGCAACCCAAAGACUAAGUAACUAAUAUUUUUACCAGCACAUAACCCGCUACUGUUAUAGGUACUACAUAUUAUUUGCGUUCUAUAACCGUUGCCCAGUUCAAAACUAAACACGCCUGCUUGACAUUUUUCUGCGAAUGAAAAAAUACAUCACCCACACCGUUGCAAACGACGUUUAUAAGUUUAAAAAAAGUUGAUUUAUUAUAUUAUUGUGUUUUGUUGACGUUUCAAAACGAGUUUUAUUCUUUAUGUAUAAAUAUUAUUAAACUGAAAUAGAUGACUUUUAUUUAAUCCCGCAUCAAACAAAAAUCGAAAAACCACGUACCUUUAUAAAAAUGUCAUUUUCUAGUCAAGUGUACCUAUAUUCGUAUAAUUAUUAUAUUAUUGAAAAUGUAUAUUAUUUUAAGUAUAAAUUAUUAUUUUUAACUAAAUAUUUAUACAUAUUAUAAUACCAUUAUACCUAUUAUAUAAGCUAUAAAUAUUAUACUAUAAAAUAUGUUAUAUGAUAAUAUCUUGUAACCUUAUAUAUUUCGUGAAAACGCAUUGUAAACGUUUUCAAUUAUCUAAAUUGAUAAAGUUGUAAAUAAAAUAUGUUUUAUUUUAAACUAGCUGAUCCUGCACGACUUUAUCUGUAACAAUGUCCGUGAAUCUACUCCUUUUUAAACUCCGCGGUCAAAUGUAAACUACAUAUAUUUUUACCGUAAUGAUUUUGGCGGUUCUAUCACAUAAUAUAAUAUAAAGGUCUUAAAAAUUGAAUGCAAUUAUUAUAAUAAGUAAUAACUAUUUUGUUUCAUGAAACAAAUGGCAACCGUGUAUAAAUAAAAUAUAUUUUUUUUUUGUGAACCAACAAACCACUGCGUGAACUUUUUAACAUUAAAAAUUUUAAAAAUUGCUUUGAGAUGCACAUCUUUGGUUAUAGGACUGAAUGCACUCGGGAAUCUCGCUAUACUAUUAAAACAGUAGAUAUUUAAGUACAUUUUAAAAAGCGUAUAAUAUUAUAAUUUAUUUACAUAUAUAAUAUGCAUUAUCAAUUGCGCAUGUACAAUAAUAUAUUUGUGCUUUCCGUACAUGUGGAUAUAACUAAUAUCACAUACAUAAUAUUGUUAAUCAACCACGUCGAUCACUUAUUAUUUUGGAAUCAUGCGGUAGAUCAUAAAUCGUG